This is a messenger RNA of Theobroma cacao (cacao), 1107 nucleotides long. Lineage: Eukaryota; Viridiplantae; Streptophyta; Magnoliopsida; Malvales; Malvaceae. The record is from RefSeq and is a predicted model, not a curated record.
UUUAUAGUCAGGUCAUUAAAAUGUAGUACUAAUGUCUUAAGUAGGAGAAGAUUCCUUAGAUUCUUGUCGUCUCUUCAAUUUGUUUUCUGAACAAUUUCAGAUUUUGAAUGAGGAAUUGUAUGGAAUUUUGGAGGAAUUCAGUGGUGUUUUUCUUGGAUUCUUUGGACCAAGAACUUGAUGGAUACAUGGGAAUAUUUUCCUUUUCACGGGAAGAAAAUGUGAUCUUGAAGUCCUGUCAUUUUUUGUGGAUUAAUUAUCAAGGGGACUUAGGAGGAACUCUAGUUGACUAGUAUUGUAAUUAUUGUCAAAGGGAAUGGUCAUUUGGUUUGGAGAUGAUGGAGGUUAAUGCUGGAAAUUCCCGUUCGAAUGAGAAACAACAGUCAGAGUGCCCAAAAUCUGCUGAUAAAGGGAAAAAGCCUGCAGAAAAAGAUGCAAGCAGUUCUGUAUUUGUAAAUCAUGCUGCAAUUGCAUGGCAUGAGAACAGAAGAAGGUGGGUGGGGGAUAAAUCUCAACAGUCACAAAGGGUCAGUAAGGAUCCAGUUAUAAGCUGGUCCACAACAUAUGAAGAGCUGCUCCUAACUAAUGAGCCAUUUCCCGAGUCAAUUUCUUUGCCAGAGAUGGUAGACUUUCUAGUUGAUAUUUGGCACGAUGACGGCCUCUUUGAUUAGAUGAUCGGUGAUGACGGUUGAGUAGUGGCAUGGAGACUGUUAGACAGUGGAGAAAUUGUUUCAUGUAGCUGAUUUUUUUUUGGUCUUAUAAACUACACAUAUGGAAAGCCUCCAUUAUUCUUCAAAUUGACUGCCAGUUGCAGGCCAGGACUCUUUUACUCCCAAGACUUAUGAGACCCACAUUUUGACAUAGUAUAAACAUAUUGGCUAGCAAAAGGAAAUUGAUGUAUUAGACUCAUUAUGAACCAGUGAAACUCUACGAAGAGAUAUUAUCUGUUUUUCCAUUUGCAUUGUGAUGGGUAGUUGAGUAGUGUGUGUGCAUAUAUAUAUAGACGCACACUUAGCAAAUUGCUUCUUAUUUUUAACUUCAUUGUCUGCGCCAUUGAUAUGAACUCAAUUAAGUUUUGCCUUUGAAUACAAAUUAUUGAAUUACAUGACA